Cyclocybe aegerita is the source of this 2415-nucleotide messenger RNA. Lineage: Eukaryota; Fungi; Basidiomycota; Agaricomycetes; Agaricales; Hemipholiotaceae. The record is from the annotation of a GenBank genome assembly.
AUGGCCUCCAACGACAAACCCAACGUCGCAUACGAUCCUUUGCCGCUCACCGGCGACGACCAACCAACAACCUCCCUUUACAAUGCCCCUCCCUCCCCCGAUCCCCGUCUCUCUAGCUUCCACACCCCCCAGAUGAACCCGACCGAACUUGGUGCAGACCCCUCAAUACCAGUGGGCGCAGCGCAGCCUCGCUUCCUUGGAUCCACCGCGCUUUACGACGGCCCCGCUAUGCGCGAGUCGUUUGCGUCCUCCCAACAUACAAUCCCUAACUCCGAAUACACAUCGUCUGUAUACGCCCUGAACGAUCCUUCCGCCCCAGGACGUUUCGAGGGGAGCUACCGCGAUGAUCCGCGUGGUAGUUAUUAUACUGGCGAUCAGAAUGUUCCUAUGUCGCCAGUGGGUGCUGCCGGUGGGAGGACGCUCGAGGAGAAGCGAACUGCAUAUGCCCCCCCCAGAGCCAAGUCCAGGCGCAAGAUCAUGAUUCUGGCUGUCGUCGCCGCCUUAAUUCUCCUCCUCCUCGCCGUUGUCAUUCCUGUCUACUUCUUUGUUGUGCGGCCUAACAACAACGAGUCCUCCAACGCUUCUACUUCAAGCGACUCAUCAGCGUCCAAGUCAAACCACGCGACCGCCACGUCUUCCGCUUCUACACCCUCGGCUACCCCAGUAACUGGCCGCGAUGGCUCAGAAAUCACAAUGGAAGACGGCACCAAGUUUACCUAUCGCAAUUCAUUUGGGGGUUACUGGUAUUACGACGAAAACGAUCCUUUCAACAACGGCGCUAGAGCUCAGGCUUGGUCCCCUGCUCUCAAUGAGACCUUCCGCUAUGGCACUGAUAAGAUGAGAGGCGUCAAUCUUGGAGGAUGGUUGAAUACAGAGCCUUUCAUUUCGCCGGCGUUGUAUGAGAAAUAUCUCAACAACCCCACACCUGCCGUUGAUGAGUGGACCUUGAGUGAGGCCAUGCGUGCCGACACUGCUGGGGGAGGUAUCAAUCAACUAGAGGAUCACUAUAAGACUUUCAUUACUGAAAAAGAUUUCGCGGAAAUCGCCGGCGCUGGUCUCAACUUCAUUCGUAUUCCCAUUGGAUUCUGGAUCAUUGAAGUUCGUGACGAAGAGCCUUUCUUACCCAAAGUGUCGUGGACGUAUUUCUUGAAGGCGAUCAAAUGGGCUCGCAAGUAUGGUUUGCGUAUUAACCUUGAUCUCCAUGCUCUGCCCGGCAGUCAAAACGGAUGGAAUCAUUCCGGGCGUCUUGGUACCACAGGCUUCCUCAAUGGGCCCAUGGGUUACGCCAACGCUCAGCGCUCGCUUGACUACAUUCGCAUUCUUGCGGAGUUCAUUUCUCAGCCUCAGUACAAGGAUGUCGUCACGAUCUUUGGCAUCAUCAAUGAGCCUCAAGGAUCAGUGAUGGGCCAAGACGCACUUGCUCGAUUCUAUCUUGAGGCCUACAACAUUAUUCGCACAGCUGGCGGUACAGGAGAAGGCAAUGGCCCCUAUGUCUCCAUCCACGACGGAUUCUUCCCCCGAACCGACUGGACCAACACCUUCCCCAAUGCUGACCGCAUCACCCUCGACUCCCAUCCUUACCUCUGCUUCAAUGGCCAAUCGUCUGCCCCUAUCUCUACCUAUGCGACAACACCAUGCACGUCCUGGGGCGGGGCUGUGAACAACUCGAUGGCAUCCUUCGGCUUGACAAACGCUGGUGAAUUUAGCAAUGCCGUCACUGACUGUGGUCUCUUCUUGAAUGGAGUCAACCUCGGCACCCGUUACGAAGGAACAUAUAUCGGAGUUUGGCCUCGUAUGGGAAGCUGCAGCACCUGGACUGAUUGGCAAAACUAUGACGCAGCUACGAAGCGUGCCAUUCGCCAGUUCGCCCUCGCCAGCAUGGACGCCCUUCAGGACUAUUUCUUCUGGACCUGGAAGAUUGGCAACUCAAGCCGCACCGGCAAGGUUGAGACACCUGCUUGGUCGUAUCAGCUCGGACUUGAGAAUGGCUGGAUGCCGACAGACCCAAGAGAUGCUACGGGUGCUUGUGGAAACUCGAACCCUUGGAGCCCACCUCUUCGAGCUUGGCAGACGGGCGGUGCGGGUGCUGGCAUCCCAGCGUCUGUGUCGUCGAACUUGGCGUGGCCUCCAGCAACUAUUAGUAUGGGUGGCGCCGUCACCACAUUGCCCACCUACACCCCAACUGGUCCGAUACCCACACUUCCCGUACCAACAUUCCCCUCAUCUGUAACUGUCAACGCCGGCUCUGGCUGGGCGAACGCCGCUGAUUCCCAAGGCGUUUUCGUCCCUAUUCCCACUUGCACGUAUCUUGACCCAUGGGUAGACCCUUCAACAGCUCCUCCCCCUGUCUGUGCCGCUGGUACACGACGAGAAGCUAUCCCCGACCCCUUGUUUACACCAGCCCCUCAAGCAUGA